Molecule: messenger RNA, 1545 nt
Organism: Suillus plorans
Lineage: Eukaryota; Fungi; Basidiomycota; Agaricomycetes; Boletales; Suillaceae
Exons: 11
Coding region: 1-1545 (514 amino acids)
Source: RefSeq, a predicted model, not a curated record
AUGUCAGCGCCUCUUAAUUCUCGUGAGCCACGAAAUGCAAAGAAAAAGGCUAUGGAAAAUGCAGGUAAAGUGCCGCGCCCAAAAACAGAUCCACCUGUGCCAAAAGAGGCUGCCGCGACUCGGACUGGAACCACUCGCAGUGACAGCUCAGUGAAGAAUUUAGUAUCUUCCAAACUGAAGCAUCAGCGUACCUUUGCAGACGACUUGGAGGAGGAUAGCGGCGAUGAAUCUGAUGGUGGCAGUGCGGACUUGCAACCUGACAAGCCUCGAGCCAAUUAUCGCCCUAGCAAACUCUGUCGCACAUACGCCAUGCGCGACGUCUCAGCGUUAUUGGACUCUGAUGAUGAUCAGCCUGAGGAGGACAUCACAAACGGUAAUGAUUCUGAUGCUGACUGUGAGGAGAGUGAGGGCGAGGAACCUGAGACCACUGCCAUGAUGCUUUCAGACGAGGUCCCUUCGCUCGUCAGCAACAUUAAUGUCAACUUGAAGUCAAAGCAAGUUAUUCAAUCUCGUGGCAAAUCCCAGUCCGCCCGGGAUGCAAAGCAAGCUGCAGAGAUUCCAACCUGGCGCGAUUGUGACAAUGCUGUUUCAGAGUCCGUCGAUGAAACUACUACUGCAUGUGGCGAGUCCUCCGAACCUUACUCCAGCGAUGUUGAACCUGCCACACGGACCCGAUCGGCUCAGACCAUCGCUUCUCUCAUUCGAACAGAGAAGGGACACGUCAAAUUACUUGAUCAAAACAAUGAGACUCAGGGAGUAGUGCGGAAUGCGAUUAUCGAUGCCAAAGGCUACAUUAUCUUCGUCGAUGCUUAUCCUGAGCUUGUCGACAAAAACCAAGUCUCACUCCAGUCUUUGCUAACAGUGGCCGGGAAUCGUGGCGUCCACGCUAUUAAAGAACGUCUUCAAACUGAUGCGCGGUAUGCUGCUCACCUUGCUAGUUUAGUGGAGCCACGCAUUCCGUUAUUGCGCCGUGACCUGAAAGUGGCUGCAUGUGCAAACAUCGAUAGCUACUUUCGUCUUGGCAACAACUUGGUCAAGGCGAAGAAACUUAUGGAGCAGCAUGCAUAUAUAUAUGCCUUGAGGUUUGAUUUGAACCACGAUGCCUCGCCCAUAGGGAAAAAACCCUACCAGGGUGAGCUGCUGAUCUUUCUCAUAUACGAGGGAGUCUUCAGCGGUGCGAAGUCCAUCGGUGUCAAGUUUGCUGAGCGCUUUGCCGAACUGGCAAACAAUAAGGGCAAUCGUCCUGAAAUACCCAUUCCAUUACUGGCACUCGUGGCGACAGCGGUCUAUGCGGCCCUUUUCUGGAAGACGCUUGGUUCACCAGGGAAGUUCAACUUUACAGGGAAUCAAUUCAGCGAGACAUACGUGUUUCACGUCAGGUUCCUCGAGGACUUGAAGAGGGAUGCACCAGGAAAGUUUCACUGCAUGAUGGCUGACAUUUACGAAGCUGUACAGACCUUGAAACAGAAUGGGAAUGAACAUUUCGCUGAUGAGCAUCGAGAUGCGCUGGGGCUACUCGACCUGGAUGGCAUGGCAGAGGAUUAG